ACCAUCUGCUCGGGCGAGCCCGUCUGCCCGCAGCAGAGCGGCAAGGACCUCGGCAUCCAGUACGGCCACUGCUACGUGCUGCGGGCGCUGAGCGGGCUGUACCUCGGGCACGACUACGCGACCAAGUACGAGGUCAUGGGCGAGAACCCGGGCGUCGUGUUCCGCGUGUGCGCCGGCCAGGGCGACUGCACGACCAACGCCGGCGCGCCCGUCCCGGCCAACGGCACCUGGUACCUGCAGGACCAGUUCGGCGAUCCCAACGGCGCCGGCUUCGGCUGGCUCGGCGGCAGCGGCGACCUCUCGGUGCAGGCCAACUCGGCCGACGCGCUGCUGAUGGCCGGCUCGUCCGCCUGCUACGCCGGCCAGUGCUCCGUCUGCAUCCGCUUCCCGCCCGGCGGCGCCCACGCCCCCUGCCCGCUCAACCCGGGCCAGUCCCACCUCGGCAUUGCGGCCAACCCGAACAGCUGCCAGCCAUUCUACUGGGAGGAGGUCGCCUGCCGCUCGGAGCAGUAG
This is a messenger RNA of Thermothielavioides terrestris NRRL 8126, 513 nucleotides long. RefSeq lists its product as uncharacterized. The record is from RefSeq and is a predicted model, not a curated record. Lineage: Eukaryota; Fungi; Ascomycota; Sordariomycetes; Sordariales; Chaetomiaceae. The transcript has a single exon. The annotation marks the transcript as partial.